Messenger RNA from Aspergillus homomorphus CBS 101889, 765 nucleotides. RefSeq lists its product as uncharacterized. The record is from RefSeq and is a predicted model, not a curated record. NCBI's taxonomy places the organism in Eukaryota, Fungi, Ascomycota, Eurotiomycetes, Eurotiales, Aspergillaceae. Bases 1 to 765 code for a protein of 254 amino acids. The transcript is spliced from 5 exons.
AUGCGCUACGCAUACACCACCGCCCCGCUAGUCCUGGCCCUCCGCGCGGCCGCAUACAGCGCCGACUCCUGGACCUUCGGCUACGGAUUCUACAUGGGCCCGCCGACCAGCGGGCAGAUCACGAAGGCGACGUACUCGAUCGUGGCGCCGAGCGUGCCGCAGGGCGCAACGGUGAAGGACAGAUCCGACGAGGUCUGGGAGUCCGUGUGGAUCGGCGUCUCGGCCACGCAGAGCGAUUCCACCAAUAGUCUUUACCAGCCUUUGUUCAAUUGGUCGCCGGAUCAGGCGUCGCAGGGCUGCUCUGCCAGCGCGGACGAGUGGUGCGUUGCUGCUAGCACUUAUACUCCUACCGGUCAAAUCGGCCAGGCCUACGUCCCUGUACCCAAGCACUCGCAGGUGGAUUUCGAGAGCAUGUCCCCAACCCCCAGCCCCACCCCCAUCUACGUCGAGAACAACAAAGUCUACCAGGUCGUCACCAUGGACGGAACGGUCAUCUCCAGGCAGAACGACGCCCUCAACAACCCCUUGCAGUACCUCUACUCCUCUGACGAGUGCUACACUGGCUCCGGUACCUGCGGUACCCUGCAGGGAUACAGCUGGAACAACAUCACCAUCACCCUCAGCGAGGCGGAUAAGAGCUUCGGCAACACCCUGUAUAUGAUUGGCUCGACGAGCAGUGAUGAGUUCUCGACCUCUGAUGGCGGUAAGAUCUGGCAUGCCGAUGCGGUGGUUAUUCCUACCGAUGGUUUCACGGCGAAUUCUUAA